Messenger RNA from Triticum aestivum (bread wheat), 886 nucleotides. RefSeq names its product transcription initiation factor TFIID subunit 10. Gene Ontology annotation, cellular component: nucleus; SAGA complex; transcription factor TFIID complex. Gene Ontology annotation, biological process: transcription initiation at RNA polymerase II promoter. NCBI's taxonomy places the organism in Eukaryota, Viridiplantae, Streptophyta, Magnoliopsida, Poales, Poaceae. Bases 213 to 680 code for a protein of 155 amino acids. The record is from RefSeq and is a predicted model, not a curated record. Gene Ontology annotation, molecular function: promoter-specific chromatin binding; RNA polymerase II general transcription initiation factor activity. The transcript has 6 exons.
AAAAAUCGGUCGAGAUUAGUGUUGAUCUCGGCUGGUGAUUUCACUAGUCCGCGCAGGUGCGAAGCCCGGAUUCAGCCCGCUGCUCCCCUCUCCUCUCCCGUCGUCGGAGCCCCGGCGACCCCUCUUCCAAGUCGCCAUCGUCCUCACCUCCAGCGCCACUUCCUCUUCUCCACCACUCGACCCAGCCUAGCAGCGAGUCGGCGGACGGGAGGAUGAUGGGAAGCAACAACCCCGGCGGCGCAGGGGGAGGGGGAGGGGGAGGGAUGGCCCCGGGCACGGGGGCCGGCGGCAGCGACGGGCGGCACGACGACGAGGCCGUGCUCACCGACUUCCUCUCCUCCCUCAUGGACUACAAUCCCACGAUCCCGGACGAGCUCGUGGAGCACUACCUCGGCCGAAGCGGCUUCCACUGCCCCGACCUACGCCUAACAAGGCUGGUUGCUGUAGCUGCUCAAAAGUUCAUUUCAGACAUUGCAAGCGACUCUCUUCAGCACUGCAAAGCCAGGGUUGCAGCACCUAUCAAAGAUAACAAGAGCAAACAACCAAAGGAUAGACGUCUUGUGUUGACAAUGGAUGAUCUUUCAAAAGCCUUGCGUGAGCAUGGUGUUAAUCUGAGACAUCCAGAGUAUUUUGCGGACAGCCCAUCAGCAGGGAUGGCCCCCUCAACAAGAGAGGAGUAGAAUGGGUCAAUUCUUCAACAAGAGAGGGCUAGAAUUCGUUGUUUCUUAUAAGCGUAACAAGUGAACGGUCGUGUCCUUCCCAACUUUAUGUUACAAAACCUUAUAAGCAUGUAUCCAAUGGCAGUUCUUGAUGUAUUAUGUACCAGUAGUUGCCACCAUUUUAUGCUUAUGUAUAGUAUUGCUGGUUAAGUUCUCCCAUUUACCCC